CCACGUACCACCAGUAUACGCGCACACACACGGCGACGGGCGACCAGUCCAACUCGAAGGCUCCAUUAUUUGCGAGAGCAUUGAGCAGCCCAAGAAAGCAAAGGAUAGGGUAGGGCAGGGUGGCAGUUGCGGAGAGUGAGAGAGCGGCGGCCAUGGAGGGCGGCGUGCAGGAGCUCGACGGCUCCGCCUUCAGGGAGUGCUUCUCCCUCUCGUGGCGGAACCCCUACGUCCUCCGCCUCGCCUUCUCCGCCGGCAUCGGAGGCCUCCUCUUCGGCUACGACACCGGUGUUAUUUCGGGUGCUCUGCUUUACAUCCGUGACGACUUCCGAUCAGUCGACAGGAAUACAUGGCUUCAGGAACUGAUCGUGAGCAUGGCGGUGGCGGGCGCGAUCAUCGGCGCGGCGAUCGGCGGCUGGGCGACGGACCGGUUCGGGCGGCGGACGUCAAUCCUGGUGGCGGACUCCCUCUUCUUCGCCGGCGCGGUGGUGAUGGCGUCCGCCACGGGCCCCGCGCAGCUCGUCGUGGGCCGCGUCCUCGUCGGCCUCGGCGUCGGCAUGGCGUCCAUGACCUCCCCGCUCUACAUCUCCGAGGCGUCCCCCGCCAGGAUCCGCGGCGCGCUCGUCAGCACCAACGGCCUCCUCAUCACCGGCGGCCAGUUCCUCGCCUACCUCAUCAACCUCGCCUUCACCAAGGCGCCGGGGACCUGGCGGUGGAUGCUCGGCGUCGCCGCCGUCCCCGCCGUCGUUCAGUUCGGCCUCAUGCUCUUCCUCCCCGAAUCCCCCCGGUGGCUCUACAGAAAGGGGAGGGCGGAGGAAGCCGAGGCGAUCCUGCGGCGGAUCUACUCGGCGGAGGAGGCGGAGCGGGAGAUCGAGGAGCUGAAGGAAUCGGUGGCGGCGGAGGCGCGGGAGCGCGGGUCGUCGGAGAAGGCCAGCCUGGCGGCGCUGCUGCGGACGCCGGCGGUGCGGCGCGGGCUCGUCGCCGGCGUGGGGCUGCAGGUGUUCCAGCAGCUUGUGGGGAUCAACACGGUGAUGUACUACAGCCCGACGAUCGUGCAGCUCGCCGGGUUCGCGUCCAACCAGACGGCGCUGGCGCUGUCGCUCGUCACCUCGGGGCUCAACGCGCUCGGCUCCGUCGUCAGCAUCUACUUCAUCGACCGUACGGGCCGGAGGAAGCUGCUCGUCAUCAGCCUCGUCGGCGUCAUCCUCUCGCUCGGCGUCCUCACCGCCGUGUUCCACGAGACGGCCUCCCACUCGCCGCCCGUCGGCGCCGCCGAGACCCGCCACUUCGACGCCUCGCUCACCUGCCCGGACUACACCCUGUCAGCGCCGACGACGUCCGGCGGUGGAAGCUUCUGGGACUGCACCCGGUGCCUGAAGGCCAAAUCGACGGAGUGCGGCUUCUGCGCGUCGGGCGCCGGCGGGCUCCUCCCCGGCGCGUGCCUGGUGUCGAACAGCACGGCGCGCGACACUUGCGGCGGCGAGGGCCGGCGGUGGUACACGCGCGGGUGCCCGAGCCGGUUCGGGUGGCUGGCGCUGGUCGGGCUUGCACUGUACAUCAUCUUCUUCUCCCCCGGGAUGGGCACCGUGCCGUGGAUCGUCAACUCGGAGAUCUACCCGCUGCGGCACCGGGGCGUGUGCGGCGGCGCGGCGGCGACGGCGAACUGGGUGUCCAACCUCGCCGUGGCGCAGUCGUUCCUGUCGCUGACCGAGGCCAUCGGGACGUCGUGGACGUUCCUCAUCUUCGGGGGCCUGUCGGUCGCCGCGCUGGCGUUCGUGCUCGUCUGCGUGCCGGAGACCAAGGGGCUCCCCAUCGAGGAGGUGGAGAAGAUGCUCGAGCGCCGGGAGCUCAGGCUCAGGUUCUGGGCGCCGCGCGACCGCGACGGCGAUGCCCACGGCAAGGACAGUGGCAAAAGUGCCGGCGUCUGAGGCUGUUCAGAGCGAUAGGCAGAUUAAUGGAAGUAGGUAGUAUCAUGUGGCGCGUGAAACUCUGCGAGCUUCUGAGUUAAAAAUGUUCUUAGUGGUGGUUUGAGGUUGAUCAAAUUCUGGCUAUUUCAAAUUUCUCGUUCUACGUAAUCUAGUUGUGUCACCUAUUGUGAAGAAUUCUCCACGAUAUUUUAACUGAGUUUCGCAGAAUGGCCGUAUGGAAAUUUUUUCCCCUUUGGCCACGAUUUUAUUUGAA
Messenger RNA from Setaria italica (foxtail millet), 2178 nucleotides. Its product is annotated as probable inositol transporter 2. The transcript has 3 exons. Gene Ontology annotation, biological process: transmembrane transport. Gene Ontology annotation, cellular component: membrane. Gene Ontology annotation, molecular function: myo-inositol:proton symporter activity. Bases 153 to 1925 code for a protein of 590 amino acids. The record is from RefSeq and is a predicted model, not a curated record. Lineage: Eukaryota; Viridiplantae; Streptophyta; Magnoliopsida; Poales; Poaceae.